Toxoplasma gondii ME49 is the source of this 3447-nucleotide messenger RNA. RefSeq lists its product as hypothetical. Gene Ontology annotation, cellular component: nucleus. The coding region runs from base 983 to 2353 and encodes 456 amino acids. The record is from RefSeq and is a predicted model, not a curated record. Lineage: Eukaryota; Apicomplexa; Conoidasida; Eucoccidiorida; Sarcocystidae. The transcript has 3 exons.
CAUUUUUGAGCUUUGGAUUUUGCUCAGUGCCUCACAAUUCCAUCUUAGCCGAGCACACUUGAUAGCCCUGAAAACCGUCGGUCCUCUCCGGGACAAUUGCUCAUACGACUUCCUUGUUCCUCGCGUGCUCGCGACUCUGUUGCCGCCUUCACGUUCAGCUUCGUGUCCUGGAUGAGUGAAGGGGAGGCUGAAGGUCGAGUCUCUUUCCAGAUUCAGAAGCCUCGCAAACAAUGAGGUCACGAAGGCCUGUAGCAUGCACGGCGUUUCCUUCGUCCCGUUCACCCUGACUGGGUGUUUGCAGAAAGCAGCACCAACCCGUGUCUCUCUUACAGAGGAUUGAACUGGCACAUCUGAGGCGAACGAGACAACAAGUGACAGUCGAUCUUUGGAUGGGUUCCAAUCGAGCGAAGCACCUCUUUUUCGAUUCAGCUUGUGAGCCUGAGUUUCUCGGGUUCUUCUUUCCCGGUCUCCUGACUUCAGCGGUGUCGCAAGGCUGAGUUUGGCUCCAGCUGGUGCGAGGAGCAGCACGCAAAAAGACAGAUAAAGAUAUGCAGGCCUGUUUUCCUUGUGACAAAGGGAUGCUACCCCCUGUUUGUUCGCUGUUUUCCGAGGGAGACCCUCCGUUCUUCGCCUGCGAGCCCACGGUCUGCCUUCAGAGUUUUCGCGAAACAGUCGAACUAGACUUGUUUGCGGGCAAAAAGCAGAUGCAGUCACUAACCAACGAGAUCUGCUCUGCAUUCGGUCUGCAGAGGAAUCCGUUCCUUUCGUUCCUAUUCUUUCUUUCACAAAUUUACCGUGUGUCCGUGGUUGUCUGAGUCUUGUGCGCUUUCUUUCCGCCGUCCCGUUUUACCCAUCGUCCGCGCCACUCCUUUCCCCUGGCUGCCUCAGCGUUCUCGGAACAGUUUCGCGUUUUACCCUGUGUCUGUGCGCGUUUCCUUGUAUACUCCCGUUUGCGGUUUCGGUGAGGCCAGAAAGCGACAAGAUGUCUUACGGGUGGUUGACCGAGAGUUCCCUCCUGCCCAAGAAGGCAGUGAAGAUCGGGGGCGUCUCGGAUUCGUCGCUGUACACGCUGUCGAGCCAGAUUUUUAGUUUGCAACAGGAGCAGCAGCAGAAGCCUCUCGAGUUUCUUUCCGGCUUGAGGAGCCAACGAGUCGUCUGUCCGCCGGGAUCCCAAGAGAGGGAGGGAGAAUGCGUAGAGCGCGCUGCACGCCAAGCCGAGACAGAAGCCUCCGAGCAUAGCAAGCUGCGAGGACCAGAAGGAGGUUUGGAGUCGGAGGGUGGCCAAGAGGUGGGGAGAGCGCGGAGAAGAAGAAGGGGGUCGCACGACUCUGGCAGCGAAGAAGAGUCCGGAUGUGUGCGAGGGAACGCCUACCCCGGCUCCGUCAGACGUUGGGGAAGACCCUCGAAAAAACCCCUCCACUGGCAGGCGCGUCUGAUGGAGGCGAAGAACCCGAGAGUCGAAGAAAGGGCCGCAGCAGAUGCACAGUUUGUCGCGGCCCAUGCCAAGACAUUGGAAGCAUCGCGGCGGAAGCUCGAGGAAAAGGCGAAACUCUACGACGAUGUCAUCUCAGGACGCAAGGACGCUUCCGAGGCUCCUGCGUGCGCCCGUCAGUUGAUCGACUUUGAGGACAAACUCUGUCGCGCUCCCCCGAUUUCACUGCGCACUGGCUCAGACUCUCACUCGGAACCAUUAAGUUCAGAGCCUCAGGAAAGUUUACUGUUUGGGGCUGCUUCAGCUAGAUUCACGUACGAGGGAGAAGAGCGAAGGAUGUCUGGAGAGGAGGGAGAAGCGGUGUCUUACGAACGGCAAAGCGCGACGACCGGUGAAAAAACAUCAUGGCACGCGGGGUGGAGGGAUGGAGUGCCAGAUGAGCCAAUGGAGACGAGUGGCCACUCAGGAGACGAACAGCAAAGCUGGAGGCAACGCGGCAGAGACUGUGAGACUUCCACUCGAAACUGCCUUCGCCCGUUCGGUAGCUUGUUAAAUUUUCAGGCUGGGAAGAUGAUAACAAAAGGAGGUCGUCGUGAUGUUCGAAUGGUCGACAGCGUAGACAAAACGUGGAUGCAGCCGUAUGCAUCAGCUGUUGCAUCAGUCUCACGUCGUGAAGGGACGCGAGAGAAGCGGCUGUCUUUCUCUGGGUCAGGGUGGUUGCUGGAUAGGAACAUGCACGCUCAACAACACAACUCAGAUGGAAAUACACUGUCGAGGCAGCUGGUAGUCAUAGACCUCCCGCAACCCCGGACACACUUGCAUUCCACCAUCACGAGUAGGCGUCGACGUUGGGAGCUUUUUGUGGAAUUCUUCGUAGAUGGAACGAUAUUUGGACAGCGUGUUGGGUUGUGUAGUAGCUGAUGAUGUUUCUGGACUGGCUGGUAACCGACGGAACAAUUCCAAUCUGUGGUUGACCUACGUGUGAAGGGCUAAUUUGCCAACGAGAGUUUCUCGAUGCUCAUACGACAUGUUUUUAGUGAUUGUGUGGGAUUGGCUGCAGUAGCGGGGAGAGCGGAAGAGGACAGGCGAACUACAGAAGGGCAAAACCAGUUUCUCUGCGCUCUCAGCAAAGAGACUGAGAGGUGAGAGAGAGACAGAGAAGCCGAUCCUGAGUGACAAGGGAUACACGAGAACAUGGGGAGGUGGCAGCGGGGGGGAAGAGUAUGCAGGAUUCUGGAAGAGCGAGGAACCGAUUUUCCUUUCUGCGCAGCCACCAGUUAGAGAUGGUGUUAAUGAAAAACAUUGGUUUGCCCCGUUUUUGAGCAAGAACGAGAGAGACACUGAUUUCUCGGAAUGCACUGUGACUUGUACGCGCUAUCUGGGAUUUGCCGGUGGCUGCAGGCGACGGGACGAAGUUGAAGAAACCAAGAAACAUAGGCUCUCAUUGUUGCGGACAAGACUGCUUAUCCUACGCGAAGCCGCUGCUGCCGCUGCUGCAGCGGCGGACAAUGAAGCAGCAACAAACGCCCUCAUGAAAGCGGCGAAGGCUGAAGCAACACUUAACAGGGAACGCAUGGUCGAUGCCGGAUUUGAUCUUGCCAGCCUCUCCUAGUUGGAGUUAUUUGUAUUUACCAAGUGGGAGGGGAGCCCCUGUUGCUAGCGAUAUCAUUCUGUACUUUACUCGAAAUCUCUUCUGCAGGUUGACGAGCCAAGGUGGUUUUCCGCUUAUGUGCUGUGGUUGUAGAUAUCAGUGGUUUCUCAGAGCAUCUGCUUUUGUAGGCGAUUACUACCAUGGUCGAUGCAUCCGUUGUGGGAUAUAACUGUAGAAUUUCUACAUCUUCCAUGAUAUGCAGUAAACCUUGUCCUGAUUCUGGUGACUCAGUUUUUUACAUUGGGAAGAAAAAGCUAGAGGCUGUACUCGCAAGCCAAUUUGAUUAGCCAGUCCUGCUGUACCUCCGGACUUGAGCCAGGCGACUCCACAUGGUGGGUAAAAAGCAACAGACAAGUUUGAAGGG